Messenger RNA from Toxoplasma gondii ME49, 5928 nucleotides. RefSeq lists its product as hypothetical. Bases 1222 to 5133 code for a protein of 1303 amino acids. The transcript has a single exon. NCBI's taxonomy places the organism in Eukaryota, Apicomplexa, Conoidasida, Eucoccidiorida, Sarcocystidae. The record is from RefSeq and is a predicted model, not a curated record.
GCGAGCGUUGACGAUUAGAAGGUGCGUUCCGUCGAAAAAGGAUUCACAACGGGCAACAAUUUGACGACUUUUUUUGAUCGCGCUUCACACUAUGUUUCCUCUAUGUUUUUUCAUUAAAAUCCUGCCGCAAAAGCACAAGCGACAGCGUACCUAGCCGAACGCUGUUCCUGUUGGGAGGCUCGCUGAGGCUGUCGGUCCACGAUUUUCCUUUGUAACCGCGGAUUCUUGUGUCAUUUUGAGGCCAUUCUCGAUUUAAACACAGUUCAAAUUGUCGUUCGUUCUGUGUGUUCGAUUCGUCGUCCGUGCAUCGUGACGCCUGAGCUCCCUUUUCCCCUUCUGUCUCCAAUCCCGAAGAGCGGUCUCUGGCAAGCCGCGCAUACCGCCGUCCACUUUGCACAUGCCGCCUUGUCAAGACUUUUGAGUCGAUGCUCAGACUGCCGCUUGUCAGCGACCCGAAUCUCCGAUUUCCUCUCCCUUUUCUGGUUGUUUAGAAGUUCGUUUCCUCGCUCCUUCUAGAAACAUAUGCUGUUUUCUGGCUUUCUGCGUCGACCCUGCCACUUGGUGGGUUUCUCGCGUCCCUUUUUGCCGCUGUAUACAAGGUCGUCGAGUGUCUUCGACGAUCCCACUCAAAACCUCACACCUCUUUUCUCUCGGAUUUUCGCCGCGCCAGUCUGGAAGGGAACCCGUUAUCGUUUGACUCCAUCAAAUCUUCGCUUUACGUUCGACACUCUGCGUCUAUGCAUCUAGAAGCUUUUUCGCUGCUGCAAAGUGUGCGUUCUUGUCGUUCGCGGAUCUGCGAACGGCACUUCCGUGCUAUAGCUCCUGUGCCCGAUACCGCCCCGCGCCGUGUGUAGAAUUUGUGUGACGCAAGUUGCUUUGUUACGUCCACUUUGCUCACCCUGGCUGUUUCAAGGGCAACUCUCGCCUGUGCUCGGGAUGUGAGGUGUCGCCGCUUCGUUGAAAACGAAAAAUGGAGGCGGCUCUCCACUGGAAGGCACCCCGACUGCUGGUUUCUCUUUCUCUGCCCCUUCGCCGCCGUCCACCACUUCCAUGACACACGCUUCACCCGCCAUUCGUAGGUGAGGCCAGAAACAACUCUGGAGUUCCUGUGUCUGACGAGGAGAGGUAUCGGCGGGCGGCGGAGCGACCAGGCGGAGAGUCCUUCGAAAGCCGCCCAGCAGGCAAAGAGCGUCAGACGCGUCCGCGUCUCCGUCUGCGAGAAUGGCGGAUCCGCCAACGCGAAGGAAGGGCCGGAGCGCCCACGACUGGGAAGAGAGUCUCACGAGCGACGAGGAGAGGGGAGACGCAGACGCAGACGAGGCAGGCCCCCGGAGGCGCGAGAAGCGAAAAGUGAUUAGCCGAGACGCUUCAGGAUUGCGCAGUGAACUCUGGUGGACUACCGGAUUUGGCCGACCCCACGAGGAAAUUCGUGGACGGGUGGCUAUUCACGAGCGACAGGACGCCGCUGACAGAUCCCCAUGGCUGCUCGUUCAACUCUCGCGGCUAGUCGCCCGCCCCUCCGCUCUCCUGGGUGUGCAGGACGCGCUCGAUGCUCAACUCGCUGCACUCUACGACCUUCAGCUCUCGCGCAUCGAGGCAGAGAUCGGUAGGCGACACCCGCCAGGAGACGUCGAAGCGAGAGAGCGGGAGAAGCCGGGGAAAAAGCGUGAUGCAGGAGGCAGAGACUCUUGCCAGUGCUCGUCGCCGUCGCGGACACUCCCUGGCCAGCCGCGCCCGGGGAACGCCACCGCUGGGUCGCCCGGCAUCGCUUCAGACGCUUUGUCCAAAGACCAUCGAAAGGCGCAGGACGGCUCUCCGAGCACCGAGAGGCGAGACAGUGCCCCCCCUCCCGAUCUCACGUUCCUGUCAAGCCAAGUCGACUUGCCGUGGAUGUGGAAACUGGCCAAAUCCCCAUGGGACUUCGCAGCGCUUCCCGACGAGGCUCUCGCGUUCAUGCACUCGACGGCUCAGCGCGCGGCGCGUUUCCCCCCGUUUGCGGAGGCGUGGAACUUGUGUCUCCGCGCGACGCUCCACCUUCGCAUUCGUGAAGACUCUCCAGAUCUGAGCUCGCCGCGCAGGCACUUUGCGUGCUCCUUCGCGUCGCCCGGCCUCCAGGGCUGCUCGAAGCCUCUUGAACUCCACCACGCGUUCUUUCCAAGAGAAGGCGAGCACGGACUCUCCUUCUUCGGUGUCCGUACCCUCGCGGAUCCGGCGAAAACUGGCAGGCAGUCUGUGUCUCGGAUGGCGUCCGAGCAGGGUGGCUCACAGUUCUUGUCGGCUGGUCACGAAGCGCGCUUUGCCCGUGGAUGCGUGGGUGUAGAGGCCAACGCGGGAGGCAGUGUCUGCGAGUCUGUGAUCUCCAUCCCAGGCAUGCGCACGCGUCUCCUCCGAGUUCAAUCCUCGCUGCUUCGUGCAGCCGCUAGCCUCAGGAGCAGCAGUCGAGACCAGGUUUCUUUCCUGGAUGCGCCGGAGUUGUGCGGUCCCUCGGAGGACGCGGACGCGUUUGAGGAAGACUCGGAGUCUGACGACUCCAGCAGAACCUCGGUCGCUUCCCGAGACGGAUUCCACUCGGGCGUGGACGCAGGGAACUCUGCUGAGUCGAUCGACGGCCCGAUCGCGAUUCCGUGUCAAUUUGCGCCGCUGCUCUUGCGCCCAACCGCGUACGUACCUGAAUCGAGUCUCGUGCCGGCGUUGCGAGUCGCCCGGGUGGUUUCUACCAAUGCGGAGACUGCUUCUUCCUCGCGAGAGAGGAACUGGAUGGCGGCCUUCCCGAAUCCCCCAGGGUACGAACUGGUGCUCGUUCUGAAUCUGUAUGCAUCCUGCGUCGCGCAGUUGCCAGAGAGGCUCAGCGGGGAGGAGGUUCCGCUACCCGUCCACGUCGCAUGCACGGUCGUUCCUCUGAGUCGGCGAGAGGAGGGGGAUCGAGAGGUCCUGCCCUUCUGCGAAGCUCUCAGAGUUCCCUUCGACCUCCCCGUCUUCCUGCACCUCCGGCGCCUCGAGUUCGUUCGCUGCCGCUCUGAAGGGACGCUGGGCUUCAAGAUCUGCAGGGCUGUCGCUCACAGUGCGGGAGGCAAGAGAAAAGAAAACGCAGAAGACGUCCAUGAGUCUGGAGGUGGGGAACCGGGACCCUCGGUCGACGCGUACUGUGACGGGGGAUUUGUGGGCGGGUGUCUGAUGUCAGGCCGAGGUGCCGCGCCGCGGUUUGCCCUCGACGGCGGACGAGUCGUCGACUGGGGCGACAGAGAAGGGAAGGAGAAAGUCGCCGAGUCAAAACAGGGAUUCGGCCCAAUGCCACCCUUCCCACCUGGCAUGGUCGACGAGGCCGGCCGCUUGAAAAAGGCCAAGGAAACGGGAAGAGAAGAGGACGACCUCGGCGGCGACGAGAAGAAGCAGGACAGGGGGGAGACGAAGGGGAGUUCAGCGGCGUUGGACUCGAAGAAGGCGAAGAGUGUACGGAGAGAGAAGGAGAGGAAACGCCGGAAGAAGCGCGUGCAACAGCUCCGGAAACUCCUUAAAGAAAAACUCGGCGAAGACGCCUUCGACCUCUUCGAAAGCAACUUCGAGGCGUCGUCACACGACGGCAGCAGCUCUGAAGACACCUCGCGACACCUUGGAAGAAGAGGGCGCAACAGAGUCUCGGAUUCUUCGUCUCCACGAUCACCUUCAGACGCGAUGUUCGGCGACACAGAUUCAGAGGCUAUUGGCUUCCCUUGGCUGGGCCGCGAAGGCCACAGAGACCGAGCGCCGUGGAGCGAGGCUGGUCGGAGACAGUCGGGGUCUCACGGUGAGAGGCAAAAGUUCGAGAAAUCCGAAAGAGACAUCGAGCCUUCGACGGACGUCGAUGACGUCAGUGGGCGGGAAAGCCGCACGGACGCCUCACCGACCGAUCCGUCGCAGCUUUUCGAUUUCGACGGAGUCGACGGUUCGCGCCUGGUCUCUACGCGCGACAUCAGUCCGAGCUGUUCUUCUCCCCGCGUCGACAAGGCUCAGACGGCCGAGGAGCAAAGACAGGCGGAAAACCAACGACGUCUCGAGCCGCUCAUUCUCUCCGUUGAAAGCUUUAUAGAUGAACACGGACGCCUUGUUUUCUCUCGGGGGAAGACGGGGAGACAGAAGGACGUCGGGGGAAGCGAAUCAGCUGGGGGUCCGAGGCGGCAGGAGCAAGCGAGUGGGCGAGACACCGUGUCAUCCAGGGCGCCUGCUUCGGCGACAGAAUCGGGAAGUCAGAAGGCCAGGCGGCUGCUGGCGGCAACAGCGAGCGACAGGGAGAUCGGGAGACUGGGCCUCCCGCAGAAGAAGAAGCCUCCAGGCUACGAGACCGCCCAGACACGCCUUUGCAUGCAACUUGAGCAGCUUGCUCGGGGCUUCGCGGCUUCGGAGCGAGACGUGAGCGACCUUCGACCUCAGGCGCGAAGCGGAACCAAACUGACAAAAGGGGAGAAGCGAUGCGUUGACAUGGGCGAGAACGAGGGAGACAGGCAGGAAAGCAUUCGCCUGCCCCUGUCCUCCAACCUCCCUCUCCUGGAAGUCGAGUGGAAGGGCAUCCGAAGGAGGGUGGGGAAGAAGGCGACGGAGGCCAGCGAGGACGCAUACGGAGGAGACUUUGACGGGGAAGAACGCGACGUACACCGCAACCGGUUUCUCGCGCCACUCUACCUCGAAGGACAGUCAUGGGAGGAACAGCAGAGACUGCUCGACUGUCUGGAGAAGAGAAACUCGAAGGAACGCCGAUGGGUCCAAGCCGCUAGCCAACGCCUGGCUGCCGGGCUGGAAGAGAAACGAGGAGAAGAAAGAGAGAAACACAGAGAGAAGGGAAAGAGAGAAGAAAGAGAAGAGAGAGAAAAGAGAAGAAUUGACCAGAGGGAGGAAGGAGAGAGAGGGCACAGGCAAGAGAAACCUGUAGGGGUACGCGAGAGGGGAGAGAAACGAGAGAAACAGCGAGAGAAAGGAGAGAAAUAUCCAGAGAAAGAGACACCUAUAGAGACAAGAGAGAGAGAACACAAACGGGAGGAACUGAGGAAAGUCGAAAUCAGGAUGCAGAGACACAGACCGACUUCUCCACUUCCGCGGCUCACUCGCGUUUCUCUUCGACCUCACCCAGACAGUGUUCGGGCGGUCGACAAGACAAAGUAGCUCACCACCGUUCCUUUGUCAAUGCAGUUUUUAGGAGAAGUAGGCUUUUUCGAUUCGUCUCAUCGAGGACUGUGUGUUACGAAGGGAUCAGGCAAAGUCCGGGGCUUCUCUGUUUUCGCUGUCUCUACGUUUCUCCCGUGUGUCUGCCUCCACUGGUCCAGACCUGCCAUCGGAAAAUGCGUAAUCUUGGCUUUUUGCUUCGCGCUUCUGUGCUUCUCUCUGUCUCUUCUCUGCGACAGAACGGGGCUCCUCUGUGCUGCCUGGUCUGCUCGCUUUGCUUCUUAUCCGGUCGCUCCCUCUUGGUGCAAUGCUUUCUCGUCUGUGCGUUCACCGGAGUUUCUGGCCGACAGAAACGAGACACUGGCGGCGAGAGAUGGCACCAAGAAUCUGCCAAUAAUAUAUUUUCGCUUCUCUGCACGCGUCCCCGACGCGAGGGGCGCCUGCGAAAAAUCGGUUUCUAUUCGGACAGCACUUGGUCCACGGCCCACGAUGCAGGCUGUAGAAGCGAGAUGCAGGAGACUCGCAUUUGUUCAAAAAGCGAGAACGCGUUUCUGGAGCGACCAGAAUUGUGUGGAGCUACGCAGAUCCAUGAGAAGACACGAGUCAGGUGAUGCACAGCUCCGAAACUCUGCAACGGGUGUCAGACCGCCCAGACAAAGCAAAGACACACAUGCAAAAGGGUGAAAAACUAGGAAUCCGCAACUCGUUUGAGUGCUGGUGCUCGUUGGGAAACACUCCCAAGAAUUCGAGUGUCUCACCAUCAUGGCGUUUUCGGAAUUAUGCGCUAGCGUUUCG